CAACACCUUCUUUGCUCCAAUAUGAUCUGAAACAAAGAUCGAAAUGAUCUAUAAACAUCAGGCAGAUGACACAGAGCCCAGCAGAAGCCUCUUAUUGCCAACCUGAAGCCGCGCCACUCUCCUGAAAAUGGUCAUCGGCCUCCUCAUCCUCACCUCGAUUCCUACCGUGACAGGUGUGGCUCAAGCCAUCCAUGGCCAGAAGAAGCACAAGGAGCGUGAGAAGGAUGCAAGGCGCAUGCAAAAGUUCUACAUCGAUGUCUACUGUGAAGCCCAGAGCUCGCGGACACGUGAAAUCCACGAGAAAAGACUUGUUUUGAGAGAUGACUGCGUGUGGAUAGGGCCGCAUGAAGCUUUGAAUCCGUGUAAGGAAGGGUAUGUCGUGGAAGCGUUCUAUAUCGAAUAUCCCGACAACGAGAGAGUCCCCGUCCCCAUUGGUCUUGUCAGCCAAGUUCGAGAUGAUCCUCCUCUGUUGAACUGGAUAUAUGUGGACAAGAACACGAUGGAGUUGAAAUAUGGCAACAAAUCAGCCAGCAUCGAGCAUCAUGUUGGACCGUGGGAUUGGACAGAAGACGAAGAGGGUAUAACCUUUGAUGAAACCGAAGCGUUCGUGGCUGUCGAAGAUCCCGCAACACGACAGUGGCAAAUAUACUACGAUAUGGACAACGACGGACUCAGUCGUUUUGUGCCGAAAGGGAGACGGAAGUUCCAGAUCAGCCUGGAGCGGACUUUGAUACCAGGAGCGCAGGGAGGGAAGUAAUGAACGAUGCUUAUGUACUUGUAACUUCUAAUAAUCUGUAAUACAAACUUGGGUGGAUGA
This is a messenger RNA of Cladophialophora immunda, 817 nucleotides long. RefSeq lists its product as uncharacterized. NCBI's taxonomy places the organism in Eukaryota, Fungi, Ascomycota, Eurotiomycetes, Chaetothyriales, Herpotrichiellaceae. The transcript has 2 exons. The record is from RefSeq and is a predicted model, not a curated record. The coding region runs from base 128 to 757 and encodes 209 amino acids.